Molecule: messenger RNA, 1129 nt
Organism: Triplophysa rosa
Lineage: Eukaryota; Metazoa; Chordata; Actinopteri; Cypriniformes; Nemacheilidae
Gene: msgn1
Product: mesogenin 1
Exons: 1
Coding region: 608-1039 (143 amino acids)
Biological process (GO): regulation of transcription by RNA polymerase II; mesoderm formation
Cellular component (GO): nucleus
Molecular function (GO): RNA polymerase II cis-regulatory region sequence-specific DNA binding; DNA-binding transcription factor activity, RNA polymerase II-specific; protein dimerization activity
Source: RefSeq, a predicted model, not a curated record
CAGAAUAUCAGGCUUGAUCAGUGUCACGAUCACAUCUUUGCGUCAAUGAUAUUUAUUUAUAACAGAUUAUAAAACAAGGCUAUAAAACGUCAUUCUACAUUAGAUAAAACAAUACUGUUAUUUUUUAGAUUGUAUAUUUCUGACACAGUCGUGCCAAUACAGUCCUUUAAAUUGAAAUGGAUAAAACAAUGUUCAACUUCAUCGUCCAAUAAUUCCGAAGUUUGAAGAAUCGCCCUCAUAUAGGCUACAGUAGGCUUGUUAUAAGUUUUUUGUGGUGCACUGAAGCUGUGACAUUGAACGUUGGUUUUCCAUGUAUUCUCUCUCUCUCUCUGUUUUCUGCACUUUUGCGCGCGUCUGAUCACAUCAGUCUGUUAAUUGUUGUCGUGUCGACUUAAAGACUCAUUUCCCACAAAAGGGAAUCUAAUUAUUUUCUUUUCUCUUACACGUUUACCGCCAACAUCGCCUUAUUCGCACAUGGGUGCCAAACGCGCGCUCAUCCUCCGCGCUUUGCCACUUGCGUCCCUUUGAACUUUGCGCUCGUAAAGAUCUGGGGUAUAAAAACAACUGUAACACACAGAGGGCCAUUUUCUCCGAGACAAGAGAGGAUAUGGCACAGAUCGAUGGCUGGGUGGACAUCGACGUCGCUACGGCAAAGAUUUUGUCCCGUUGGGAGUGGAGGAGAGAGGAAAGGACGUCUGGAGACGCGUCCUCGCCGGAGUCCUCCUUUGAAUCCAUGUGCUCGUCCCCGGAGAUGCGCUCGAGCCCCGAUGGAUGCCCGACGUACACGCCGUCCGGACGCAAACACGCCCGCAUCUCCGAGCAACAGAAGCCCAAAGUGAAGAUGAGCAUGAAGAGGAGGAUGAAGGCGAGCGAGAGGGAGAAGCUGCGCAUGCGCAGUCUGGCGGAGGCGCUGCAUCAGCUGCGGGAUUACCUGCCGCCGGUGUACAGCAGGAGAGGACAGCCGCUCACCAAGAUCCAGACCCUCAAAUACACUAUCCAGUACAUCAAAGAACUCUCCAGCAUCCUUGACCAGCAAUGAGAACAUUCACAUUUAUUUACCUUCACUGGAAAAGGACUGCAUGCGUUUGAUUGACACUCGCAUGGAGCAGAAAAUACGGUGAUUUUUUUG